AUGGAAAUCAGCAAUCGCCAAGACAUCGAAAAAUUGAUAGCUUACAGCAAAAGUAUUCAAGUUGGUCUCAUCGAAGAUGAUUUCAAUGAUCAAUACACUCCCCCUGAGAAACAUGUCUAUGAAUCAGAAACACUUCCUGACAUAAAAUUAGAAGAAUUCGAACCUAAUCUAAAUGAAGAUGAAAUGCUUAAAUUAUUAAAACAGAAUGUUCAAUCUGCUAAAAUGAAAGAAAGUGUGAGCAGUGAACAUGAUAGUCUCGACAGUUAAGAUUCAAUUGAAAGGAGAUCCACUCCUCCAAAACUUGAUCCUCAAAUCCAAAUCCAAAUCCCUGUCUAGAAAAGCUAAACUACUGUAGACAUGACAGAGUACAACAAAGUUCCUGAAGAAGUCUUGUAAUUAUUGGACGGAGCAAAAGAACGCAAAUCAAUGCUGGGUGCAGCCAUUAAAAAUACUAAAGGAACCAGCAUGUUAUUGCAAUCACAGGGAAAGCCUAUUAAGAUUUACUUUUUUAACACUCAAUAACACAUUCAACUCAAUGUUACCAAAAGUACUACAGUCCUAUAAGUUAUUAGAAUAAGCAUAACUGAAUAUUAUAAAAAUAACAAUUACGAUUAGAGAUUAUUGAGAUAUCCUGAUAAUGUUGAUGCUUACGAAAUAAGAUUUGUUGAUGAUGACUAUGAAUUCAAAGCAGAAAUGGCGUUUGGUGCUAUUGAUAAAAAAAAAGAAAUCCUCUCAACUUAGACGAAUGUUUUCUCUCUUAUUGAAAUAAGUAACUACAAAUCACAAACUAAUGAUAUGCAGAUCUUAGAAAAAGUUAAUCCAAAUAUGAUCCUUGUUGAUGUCUUGAUUAUUGACUAGAAACCUGAAAAGAAUGUCACUACAAAAAUUUAAUUAGAUAAAAAUUCUAUUGUUCAAGAUAUAUUCACUUAGAUUAAUAAAAAGAAUAAAUAAAUCAAUCAAAUAGAUUAUAUUAUUCAAUUAAAUGAUGAUGACACUCUUUUAGAUCUAGAUUUAAGAAUGCCAGUAGCUCAAUUAUAGAAUAAAAAAGUUUAAAUAAAAUAAAAGACUUGGGCAGAUUAGGCAGAACAAUAAUUCGUUAAUAGUUAAAGAAGAGAUACUAUUACAGAACAUGAUGAUUAUGUUGAUGCUCCCUUAAAUCAUAUCCAAGCAUUUAAAUAUGAAAAGUUUACAGUGGUUAAAAUCAAUGAAAGAGGAAAAAGAUAGGAUAGAAUAUUAGGAAUUGACCAAUUCAGAAUUUAUAAUAUGAACAAAAAGGAAAAUUUAGGAUUGUUUGAGAGGAUUUUAAACAAUAAAAACUCAGGUACAAAGUUCCCAUAGAGAUUAAUAGAAGAUAUUGUUGAUAUUCGGAUUGCUCAUUAAUUUUUAUACAUUACUUUUAGAUAAGAGAAUGACUUCAAAGAAUUGAAAUUUGAUACUUUAGAUUCUAAAAUUGCUUAAAAAAUAUACAAGAAGAUUAAUUUUAUCCGAGACUUUUAGAUAACAACUUAAAAAUAUAGAGCUUCUAUUUAAAAAUUAGAUUGA
Molecule: messenger RNA, 1542 nt
Organism: Paramecium tetraurelia
Lineage: Eukaryota; Ciliophora; Oligohymenophorea; Peniculida; Parameciidae
Exons: 6
Biological process (GO): TORC2 signaling
Cellular component (GO): cytoplasm; plasma membrane; TORC2 complex
Molecular function (GO): phosphatidylinositol-4,5-bisphosphate binding
Source: RefSeq, a predicted model, not a curated record